AUGAGGGGAGCUGUUUUAGUGGCAAUUGCUGCUGCAAUUGGGAACUUUCUGCAAGGAUGGGACAAUGCCACAAUAGCAGGUUCUGUUCUUUACAUCAAGAGGGAAUUCCAGCUUCAGUCGAACCCAACAAUGGAGGGUCUAAUUGUUGCAAUGUCACUUAUUGGAGCCACAGUUAUAACAACGUUCUCGGGGUCUGUGGCUGAUUGGCUUGGACGCAGACCAAUGCUAAUUAUCUCGUCUGUUCUCUAUUUCCUUAGUUCCUUGGUGAUGUUGUGGGCACCAAACGUUUAUGUUCUGCUUUUGGCAAGGCUCUUAGAUGGCUUUGGAAUUGGACUUGCUGUUACGCUUGUUCCUCUUUACAUAUCUGAGACUGCGCCACCAGAAAUAAGAGGACUGUUGAAUACUCUUCCGCAGUUUACUGGUUCUGCAGGAAUGUUUUUGUCUUAUUGCAUGGUCUUUGGAAUGUCAUUGAAGGAGUCUCCAAGCUGGAGGCUAAUGCUUGGGGUUCUAUCAAUUCCUUCUCUAGUUUAUUUUGUGCUCGCAAUGUUCUUCUUGCCUGAGUCUCCUAGGUGGCUUGUUGGUAAUGGGCAGAUGCAAGAGGCUAAGAAGGUGCUGCAAAGACUGCGCGGCCGGGAAGAUGUAUCAGGUGAAAUGGCUUUACUGCUUGAAGGUACGGGCGCUGGUGGUGAGACAUCUAUUGAGGAAUACAUAAUUGGGCCUGACAAUGAACUUGAUGCAAGCCUUGAACAUGAAGUGGAUAAAGAUCAAAUCAAGUUGUAUGGGGCUGAAGAAGGCCUCUCAUGGAUUGCCAAACCUGUCAGGGGACCAAGUACUCUUGCUCUUUCUCGUCAUGGUAGUGUUGCAAGCCAGAAUAUGCCACUUAUGGAUCCAAUGGUUACUUUAUUUGGCAGUGUUCAUGAGAAGCUUCCUGGAAUGGGAAGCACACGAAAUAGCAUGCUCUUUUCUAAUUUUGGGAGCAUGUUCAGCGUCGCAGAACAACAUGGUAAGCAAGAAACUUGGGAUGAGGAGGCACCAGAAUAUCAUGACCAUAACAUAUCUGAUGCCUCUGGUGCUGAAUCUGAUGAUAACUUAAGGAGUCCACUCCUUUCACGUCAAGGUUCAAAUGCAGAUAAGCCAGUCAAUGGAAGUUUUAUGCAAGGAAAUGCUGGCGAACAAGUUGGUACUAUGGGUAUUGGUGGUGGUUGGCAGCUGGCUUACAGAAAAGAUGAGAAAGCAGGAGGUGGUCUGAAAAGAAUAUAUUUGCAUCAAGAGAGUACCCCUGGUUCACGACGUGGAUCCAUUCUAUCACUACCUGGUGCUGAUCAACCUGUAGAGGGUGAAUAUAUUCAUGCUGCUGCUCUUGUUAGCCAAUCUGUUCUUCGUCUGGAUGAUGUCCGGGGUCAAAACUCCAUUGUGGAAGCUAUUGACAAACCAACUAAGCCUGCUCCCAGAGGACCUGGUUGGAGGGAUCUCUUUGAGCCAGGAGUGAAACAUGCUCUGAUUGUGGGAAUUGGAAUUCAAAUACUUCAACAGUUUUCAGGCAUAAAUGGGGUGCUGUACUACACUCCACAAAUUCUUGAACAAGCUGGCGUAGGGGUUCUUUUAUCAAACCUUGGCAUCGGUUCAGAUUCAGCAUCUCUGCUUAUUAGUGGUCUUACUACCUUGUUAAUGCUUCCAAGCAUAGGCGUUGCUAUGAGACUGAUGGAUGUUGCCGGCAGAAGGAUGCUUCUUCUGUCUACCUUACCUGUCUUGAUGGCAUCUCUGGUCAUACUUGUCCUUGGUAAUGUAAUUGACCUAGGUGAAACCCUUCAUGCUGUUAUCUCCACCGUUAGUGUGGUUGUUUAUUUCUGCUGCUUUGUUAUGGGGUUUGGUCCAAUCCCAAACAUCCUCUGCUCGGAGAUUUUCCCCACCAGAGUUCGCGGUCUCUGCAUUGCAAUAUGCGCUCUUGUAUUCUGGACCUGUGACAUAAUAGUCACCUACUCACUUCCCGUAAUGCUCUCCUCCAUUGGUCUUGCCGGUGUAUUCGGCAUUUAUGCUAUUGUGUGCAGCAUUGCUUGGGUUUUCGUGUUCCUGAAGGUUCCUGAAACAAAGGGCAUGCCCCUCGAAGUCAUUACCGAAUUUUUUGCAGUGGGACUGCUAUCCCUGGAUUUUGAAGGCGCCUCUGAUUCAUCAUCUGAUACAUCUGUCUAUGGCUGGACAAUCAACACAAAGUACUACGUAGCCGAUGUUUCUCUUUGGAUGGCUCAUCUUAAUGAUGAAUUUUCUAUUCAGAGUUUACCAACAUAUGAACGGCUCGCUGCAUUAGUGAUGGUUUUUGACAUGAAUGAUCUUUCUUCUUUCACGGCCCUUCAGGAGUGGGUAUCCCAAACUGAUAUCCGGCAGUUUGACGUGCUUUUAUGCAUUGGUAAUAAAGUGGAUCUCCUGCCUGGUCAUCCAGCUCAUGUCGAGUACAGAAGACGUCUGUUGAAACUUGAUCAAUCUUCUGGCACUUUUAGCGCAGAACUGGAUUAUGGAAUUUCUGAAACUGAAGGCAGUAGCUUAUUAGGAGAAGAAAAUUCAUCUUGGGAGCUCAAGAGAUCUUGCAUUGACUGGUGCAUUGAGCAUAACAUUGAAUUCAUUGAAGCUUGUGGAUCCAAUGCCGAUUUUGAUAAUUGUUUGUCUGUGGAUGGUGAUUUACAAGGUGUUCAGCGCCUUUUUGGGGCGCUUUCUGCUCAUAUGUGGCCAGGAAUGACAUUGAAAUCUGGUGAUAAGAUUGAUGAACCUUCAUUACCUGAACAAGAAGAGUUGUCAGAAGAAGAAUCAGAGUUUGAGCUCGAGUAUGAGAUCUUAUCUGCUGGUUCAGCUGAUCCAUGGGAUGGUACAGAGGCAGAAUGGGUGUCAGCAAAUGCUGAUGCUACAACUUCUGGGACUAGUGGAGCAAUGGAGACUGUUAAUGCUAAUGGUUCUAAUGGAAAUGGUGAAACCAAGACUGCCGACAGGGAGCUUCAGCCAUCAAAGUCUACAGCUAAAUUACAAAGCGUGAGUAAUGAGGAAGAAGGAAUGAAAGUGCAUUCUGCAGACAAUAACUUAGAGCCUGAUGAGGGCAAUACAUAUAACUUUGAGGACCUGGAGCAGUUGAUGUCCGAGAUUGGGAAUGUGCGGGACAGCCUGAGGCUUCUACCAGAUUUUCAGAGGAGAGAAAUGGCUGCCAAUCUAGCAAUGAAAAUGGCUGCAAUGUUUGGAGAUAGUAGUGAAGACGAAGGACUUGACUGA
This is a messenger RNA of Oldenlandia corymbosa var. corymbosa, 3252 nucleotides long. NCBI's taxonomy places the organism in Eukaryota, Viridiplantae, Streptophyta, Magnoliopsida, Gentianales, Rubiaceae. The record is from the annotation of a GenBank genome assembly.